AAGGUAUCCAAAUUUAUUGACAAAUAAUUACAAAUAAUUACAAAUAAUGACAGAUUUAUAUUUGACAAGUGACAAAUUCUGAUAUUUUUUACAUUUUUUACUUUUUAGUUUAGACCUGAAUAAAACAUUGUUAUUGCAUUUUAUAUUAAUUUAUCGAAUGCCUGGAAGUGUAUCAAAAAGUCUAUUUUGUAGACAGAGACUCUAAUGAAGACACCUCGAAAGAAAACAGGCGACAUGCGGAAAUAUUAUCAACUGUUACUCAUCGUCGGAUGUUUUAUAAGUGUUGUCACUUUACUGAUAUACAGGCAUGAAUAUUACCGGCUUCGGUAUGUGCUGGAGGUGCUGAACUUCUUCGGGAAACCUGGUCUAUCAGCGGUGGAAUUCUGCGGGCCCGGAUUCAAUGCGACCAUGCUGUCCGAAAUACUCCGAAAUACCUCUAUGGAGGUGCGAGAGACACCGCCGCUGUUCCAACAAAUAGAUGAGAACUUCUACUCAUACUCGUCAUUCUUACGUUCAUACCAGAAAUACGACAAAUUAACUCAAUCCCACGCGCAUUCCGUCGACACUAUCGUGAUCGGCAAAACGCAGGUUCGGCCGAAUUUUCGAUGUAACAUUUGGCUUGAGGACUCGAAUAAACCUAAAGCUGGACGAUUCUCCUUCAAAAUGAUCUCAGACUCGACUGGUGAAUAUCAAUUGUAUGUAUUUAAGUGUAUAUUGAGCAAAAACCUUGGGAAGCCUAUUGGAGUAAGCUUCUAUAUGAAUGACUAUACUGUAAAUCCUAUAAACGCGCCAAUUAACCGACUUAUAGAGGUAAACACAAAGAGAGUAAUGCGUGAAAGUGGUAGCGUUAAAUUUGUCAAUAAUAUCGAGCCAGCCAUCUGUGUGAUACCAAACCAAGUGCCUCUAGUCUCAAGAGAUGCCUUCAUAGAAUUUCUUGUGUUCCACCACAUGAUGGGUGUUGAUUACUACACAAUAUAUGACAGCAUGAUAUCAGAAGACAUCAUUAGAAGACUGAACUUGCUACCGUCAGACAUAACACAAUGGAGAAUACAGUUCUUCCCUCUGAACUUUCCAUUUAUAUUUUCAAAAUCUUACAAUAUAGUCAGACAAGCUGUAGAACUUGAUUGUUUGUUCCGACACUUCAGACUAGACAAAGAAGAGACAAACAAAGCUAGUCAUGUCGUGGUCAUGUCUUGGGAUGAGUUUUUAGUCCCCAGAGUGCAUGGUAAUGUGAAGGAAGUUGUUGAUGACUUAGAUCCUACUAGAAAACUAGCAUCUCUUGAAGUCACACAGCUAUUGUUCUGUUUAAAUCAAGAAGACGACAGUGAUGUGGAAGAUGGUUAUCCAGAUAUAAUUAAAAAGACACAUUACUACAUGCUUAAACAAGAUACAAAGCCAGUAUUUAUUAGGAAUUUAGAUUCAAUGACAACUUUUGAUGAUAUAUUAGAUUUUAGGUCGAAUAAGAAUAUAUCAUUAGAUAUACUCGGAGCACAUAAGUAUACGGAAUGUAGGGACCCAAAAGUUUACCGUACGAAUGGGGAAGGGUACAAUAUGACACAGAUGAAUGUGUUCCAACAUAAGUUUGAAGGUGCCAUGACACGAUUUAGACAACAGUUAGUUAGUAAUAAAAUAUACAGGUUGUAUCGAUCCGGACAGAUUUGGGAGAAGAAUUCGCAAGAGCUUGUUAGAGAUUUAUAAUUGUUUACUAUGUUUUCGAAUGUUUAUUAAGGGGAGAGGAAUUGUUAGCUUUAAAGAGGAAAAUAUUGAUUUUUUAUUUGUAGCAUCCAAGGAAACUUUAUAAUUGCAUAAUGUUUAUGUGCACAUAAAUUAAAUAUACAAUAGUUUACUGAAAUUAAGAUGGUCGGAUUGUCUGGAACUUGUAAAGCAAAAGUGAAUUGUGAGAUAUUUAAUAGAAAUAAGACUGUAGGACAGGGAUGGCGAACCUUUAAUGGUUUACGUGCCAUUAUUUAUAAAAAAAAAAUAUGGCCUGCAAUGACAUGCAGGACUGUAUUUAUCUAUCCAAGUGCCCCUCUGAGUGCCUUUUAUGAUCCAACUAUGUUUUUGUUUUUAUUUUUAUUUGGGUCUCAGCAAAGCGGCUCCACUGAUGUUAAGCAAAGUCAACCCCAAAAUAAGUUGCAUAUACAAUGUUUGGUAUAGUACUCGUGUGACCAAAUUAUUUUGUCACGUACCACCACUGGCAGUGCCAUUAGUUCGCCAUCCCUGCUGUAGGCGAUAGAUAAGUCAAUUUAAAUAGUUAGUCUACAGCCCCAUCAAAUGGGAAUAGCAUUACACCUUAUAUUUAUAAAACUCCAAAAAUCUGUAGUCUGACUAUAGCAAUAAGGCUUGUAUUGCCUGUCUUUGCUCAUCUAUCCAUUUUAAUAGUUCUUCCUGGCAUAAAUGUAUUGCCCAUUUCUAUACACACUGCCUUUUUAUGAAUAAAGACUUCAAUAUUGAUAUUAUACCUAUAUACAUUUGUGUAGGUAAUUAUAAGAACUUAUUGGCAAAAAAGGAACAAGGGACAUUAGCAAAAGUAUUGUAGCAGAAUUUUUUGAACAUGGUUUCAAAUUUAUAUUAUUAAAAUCAGGGGCCCCUUUCCGUCUAUGGGGACGAGUCCGUCUUUUUCCAUUUACGAGCAUUCUAUUCGAAGGACAGCUUCGUUAGCGGCAUAGGUAAGAGUCAAGAAAUGCCCUAUUUACUCAUACAGCCAUCAAAGUUGUCCUUCGAUUAAAAUGCUUGUGAUUGCAAAAAGGAUAUACCCCCAUAUAGGGCCCCUGCCUUAAUCUAUUGUUUUUAUUUCUAAUACAAAAUUUUUAGAAUUAUAAGUUUUCAGUUAAAACAAUAUUCAUUAAUCAAUUAAAUAAUAAUAUUACUAUGUUCUUAGUUUAUGAUUGUGCUUAUUUAUUAGAAACAUUUUUAUUAUGAAGGUUGAUGCCAUGUUAUCACUUAGCUUCCAUUUUGUAUACUCAAUAUGCACUUAUUAAUAUGAGUACUGAGGUUUAGACAUGUAGUGUAGUACAUUACAUAUGAUAUUUAAUUUACAUGCGCGUACGCUAUGUUCGUUUAAUAUGAUUGCUUUUUCUGUUCUGUUUGAUGCUAUGCUGUAUUGGUGUCUCUACCCAGGCUUAUUCUCGAUAUGAGUGAUCGAAAUACAGUUAUAUUCUUAUGUUUAUAUGAUUCUUAUUUUUUUCACAGAUGGUUGUAUAAUUGGUUGAUUGUUGUAAAUUGUGCCUUUAAAAUAAGGUGCAUAUUUAUUUAUUACAUACUUUCGAAGACUGCUGUAUUAUAAUGUUGUUUCUAUACUUCCAUUUUGUUGUGGAUACGAAAUUGUCCAUGAAUAAGCUUGUUUUUAAUUAUAAGUAAAUAAAUGACUUUUUGUACGCAAA
Molecule: messenger RNA, 3383 nt
Organism: Manduca sexta (tobacco hornworm)
Lineage: Eukaryota; Metazoa; Arthropoda; Insecta; Lepidoptera; Sphingidae
Exons: 1
Coding region: 205-1698 (497 amino acids)
Source: RefSeq, a predicted model, not a curated record